AUGGCGCAUUAUGCGAUUCAACAGGAUGUCCGUGAUACUGCCUCCUCUUCAAGAACGUAUACAAGACACGACGAUCGUGGUGAGUCUCACAACCGUCUUUUUCGAGAUUAUUUUGCCGAGGAACCGAAAUUUAAUGAGACUUUUUUUAGACAACGGUUUCGUAUGAGUAGACGGUUGUUUGUGAAGAUAGCUUCAGAUUUGGAAAACAAUUUUAGUUUUUUUCAAAGGAAGAUCGACGCUCGUGGUAAAUGGGGGUUUUCAGCUUUACAGAGAUGCACAUCUGCAGUUCGCCAGUUAGGAUACGGUAGUAAUCCCGACAGUUUAGAUGAUUACCUAAAUAUGUCGGAAAGAUCGUCACGUGACACCCUUAAUGCUUUUUGUGAUGGAGUUAUUAAGUUAUAUCGGCAUGAAUAUUUGCGUAGGCCAACGCACGGCACAACACCGUUGGUUCCUUUCACUGUAAAUGGAACCGAAUAUCAGUACCCGUAUUUUCUCGUAGAUGGGAUCUACCCAAGAUAUGCGAUGUUUGUGAAAACGAUUUCCCAUCCAACCGGUGAGAAAAGGAUUCGAUAUGCUAAGGCACAGGAGGCUGCAAGGAAGGAUGUGGAGUGA
Messenger RNA from Erigeron canadensis, 612 nucleotides. RefSeq lists its product as uncharacterized. The record is from RefSeq and is a predicted model, not a curated record. Bases 1 to 612 code for a protein of 203 amino acids. The transcript has 2 exons. NCBI's taxonomy places the organism in Eukaryota, Viridiplantae, Streptophyta, Magnoliopsida, Asterales, Asteraceae.